Molecule: messenger RNA, 1038 nt
Organism: Vitis riparia (riverbank grape)
Lineage: Eukaryota; Viridiplantae; Streptophyta; Magnoliopsida; Vitales; Vitaceae
Product: oxygen-evolving enhancer protein 2, chloroplastic
Exons: 4
Coding region: 108-887 (259 amino acids)
Biological process (GO): photosynthesis
Cellular component (GO): photosystem II oxygen evolving complex; extrinsic component of membrane; photosystem II
Molecular function (GO): calcium ion binding
Source: RefSeq, a predicted model, not a curated record
CACACCCCUCGGCUUCUCCCUUCUCAUAUUCCAAACAAAGGAAGGAAAAAUAAUUCACCCCCAAGUUUGCAGAGUGUGUAGAGUGAGGGCAUAUCGUUACAGAAAGAAUGGCCUCCACAGCAUGCUUCCUCCACCACCACGCCCUCUCCACCCCCACAAGAGUCUCUUCACAGCGCCAACUCCCCUCCCUCAGACCCUCCCAGCUAGUCUGCCGUGCCCAAAAGCAGGCUGCCAAUGAAGACGAUGGCGCCGCCGUCUCCCGCCGCUUGGCCCUCACCGUCCUCAUUGGUGCUGCUGCCAUUGGCACCAAGGUCAACCCUGCUGAUGCCGCCUAUGGUGAAGCUGCCAAUGUUUUUGGCAAACCGAAGACGAACACCGACUUCUUGCCCUACAACGGAGAAGGUUUCAAAUUGUCGAUACCAUCAAAGUGGAAUCCAAGCAAAGAGAGGGAAUUCCCAGGACAGGUCCUGAGAUAUGAGGACAACUUCGACUCCAACAGCAAUGUCUCCGUCAUAAUCACUCCAACUGACAAGAAAUCCAUCACUGACUAUGGUUCACCCGAAGAGUUCCUCUCUAAAGUGGACUUCUUGCUGGGGAAACAAGCCUUCUUUGGCAAUGCCAAUGAGGGUGGUUUCGACGCAGAUGCGGUUGCAACAGCAAACAUACUGGAGAGUUCAACCACAACAGUUGGUGGGAAACCAUACUACACCAUCACGGUGUUGACGAGGACUGCUGACGGAGAUGAAGGUGGGAAACACCAGCUAAUUACUGCUGCUGUGUCGGACGGAAAGCUCUACAUUUGCAAGGUACAGGCUGGGGACAAGAGAUGGUUUAAGGGAGCAAGGAAGUACGUUGAGAGCACUGCAAGUUCCUUCAGUAUUGCUUAAUGGAUUAAUGUGGGUUUGUAUGUAAAUCACCUGAAGAAAUAUGAUGUUUGUUUUAAGACGUCUAAAGCACUAGAGAUGGUUAAUUUGGGAGGAAUUUUGUGUGGAUAUUCCAACGUUUCUUAAGCCUAUAAAGACCCUCUUUUUCUCUCCA